AGGACAUCAGAUUUUCAGGCUCAUACUCGCGGCGGUCUGACUUUCGAAUAUCAGGAUGGGCAAACGGGCCGCCCAUGAUGCGCGCGAGGCCAGCGCCCCCGCCCCGUGGGCCAUGGGCGCCGCCGACGCGGCCAAGUCCAAGACGGCCAAGGUGCAGGUUUCCCUUGAACGCGUUUUCGCUUCAUAUGCCAUUGGCGAUCGCCCCCAUGCGGAGCCAGGGGGCGGGCCUGCGCAGGCGGAGUCGCCCCCGGGAUCAUCGGCGGAAUCAUCGGCCGAGUUUGAGGGCGCAUCGGCCGAAGCCGCUGCGCCUAUCGCGCAGGCGAGCGCCCGCGUCGCGGGCGCCGGCGGAAGCUGGUCCCGCGUGCUGUUGGCCAAGGGGUCCAGCAGCGCCUCGAUGGGGGCGGCGCAGGGCGACGCUUGCGGAAGCGAGCCUGCUCCAUCGCAGGCGGUGGCAGCAUCGGCGCGGAAGUUAUGCAUUCACUUAUCCGAGGCUUCUGUGGCUUCGGAGGCUCCGCAGAGGGUUGCUAUUGGCAGCGGCGCCACCCUGCUCGAUGAUGCGUGCUCGCACUACGCCGCGCAGGUCACCUCGCAGCUUUGGAAGGACCUGGCCGGGCAGUCGGACCGCUUCCCGCAGGUGUUUGACAUCGGCUCCGCUUGCUCAGGCACCGACGUCUGGGGCUUCGCCGUGGAAAGCAUCUGCAGCUUGAUAUCCAACAGGACGGGAGGAUGCCUCAACUCACGAGUUUCAUUCGUAUGCGAAAGCGACAGGAACAAACAGCAGUUUUUGAUGCACUUACCCACCGUGCAGAAUAACCACGAUUGCUGCGUUUUUGACGACAUCCACGAGCUCCCCAGCGGCAGUGGAGCAUGUCGGCGCCACGGCGCUGAUGGUGAGAAAUGCAAAACCAAGUUCUGCCACGCCUUUGGGUGCGGCUUCUCUUGUACGGCGGUGAGCCACGCAAAUUUCCAUUGUCGCGAGGCUGCUGGUGCAAUGCGGUCGGGCUCCAACGCGACCGCCGACACCUUCCGGUCCACCCUUGGCUACAUGUCGCUCAUGCGGCCUUGGCUGGGCGUCGUGGAGAACAGCGACAGCCUCGACGACAUCCCUGGUGGCCACGACGCAGACCCGCUCGCUGCCCAGGAGAGCAACCUGAAGCAGUGCCGGGACAUGUUGAAAGAGGCAGGGUACGCAACCUUUGCAGUCUUGUGCAACUCGAGGGAUUUUGGCGUCCCACAGGACAGGAAGCGGAUAUACUUGGGCUGCGUCGCCAUCGAACUGUACCAGUUCAACGUGGGCCUCGCGUUCAAAGGGGCGCAGCUGAUGGGGGACGCCAUGAGGACCAUGCGGAUCGAGGACGGCCCGGUGACGCUCGAGAGUCUCCUUUUAGACGACGACGACGAGUUGGUGCAGGGUGAACUCCAGCACUGGUUGAGGACGAGGGCGGCCAGCAAGGACGUGGACAUGAAGGACGAGUCCUGGCAAGAGCGUCACCAGGAGGAGUAUGCCAAGCGCGGCCUUCGUUGGGGGCACUUGCAGCCCAGACCCGAGGUGAAGGCAUCGCCGUGGUACGCGGCGCUGACCCCGCGGGAGCAGGACCUACUUGUUUUCGUAAGCCACGCCGAGCCAGCGGCGAAGUCUGUGGACCUGUCCCAGAGCAUCGGGCGCCAUCGCAGCAACAUGUCUGACUCCAUGCUGGGGGCCAUCUUGCCGAAGGAGAUGCGGUGGUUGUUCAGCCGCCAGCGGCUUCUGACUGGAUGCGAGUGCUUAGGGUUGCAGGCGUUUCCCUGGCAAGACGUGGAGUUAGGAAACAGCGACGUUGCCACGCUGCAUUCUCUCGCAGGGAACGCCUGGACUGGCACUAUUGCCCAGGCUAUGUUUCUCAGCAUGGCCAUGCGUCUCCCGUGGCCAAAGGCGCAGUCGGGCGAGGGCCCAGGCGCCGACGAUGAAGACGGGGAUAGUAGCAGCGACUAGCCAUUCUUGCUCCCGGAUGUCAUCAUUGUGCAGACCUUUUGCCCUAGUUAGCCCAGGAUAGCAGCCAUUGGCGGACCUGCACCAUGGAGACCGAGAGUGCCAAUGGGAGAACAAAAGAACGCAGGGGUCCAGGGGGCCCUCGGCUUUCGAAUUGCAGGGUGGUCUUUUUCACAGAGCGGGUGCGCCGGGGAGAACCCCGACACCGUUUUCACAGCCAGAGCUCGCCAUGCAUGGGUCCAAUCGGUGCCAAAC
Molecule: messenger RNA, 2224 nt
Organism: Prorocentrum cordatum
Lineage: Eukaryota; Dinophyceae; Prorocentrales; Prorocentraceae
Source: the annotation of a GenBank genome assembly